This is a messenger RNA of Homalodisca vitripennis (glassy-winged sharpshooter), 8124 nucleotides long. RefSeq names its product Ca(2+)/calmodulin-responsive adenylate cyclase-like. Gene Ontology annotation, molecular function: adenylate cyclase activity. The record is from RefSeq and is a predicted model, not a curated record. The transcript is spliced from 27 exons. Lineage: Eukaryota; Metazoa; Arthropoda; Insecta; Hemiptera; Cicadellidae. Gene Ontology annotation, biological process: intracellular signal transduction; cAMP biosynthetic process; adenylate cyclase-activating G protein-coupled receptor signaling pathway. The coding region runs from base 480 to 5804 and encodes 1774 amino acids. Gene Ontology annotation, cellular component: plasma membrane.
CGGCUGUGACUGUCCCGUCGUCUCCUCAUAGCUGUCUGUAUGUGUGUGUGUAGUGUGUGGGAGGAAGCUCAAAGCCGUAAUGCAGUUGAGGGGGGAAGAAAAAUGAAAACAUUACUGUGACAGGCACUAAACGGUGGGAUUGAUGCCUGUUUCUUUGUCUCGGGAAGAUGGUGAAUCGUAGUGGCACGGUGCUUGAUCGGCGUGUUUUGCUGAUAAUUUAAGUGUCUUAAAUGAAUAAGUGCAACGAAAAUUUUUGUUUGCCAGUGAAAGCUAGUGUUUAUGUGAUAGUGUUGUGUGGUGCUUUAGUUUUGGAUACUUCACAGUCUUUGGAAGGAAUUCUCAUUUCAUCCCAAGAAACUUCAAUUUUAUGAGGGGCCUAAAGAGGGAGAAGACUGACCAGAGUUAGUCUUCCAGUCUGAAAAAGCACAUCUCCAUAGCCUGUAAGAUGAUCCAGUGACAGUAGAGUAGACCACCUCGGGAUGGAUCACAGCGUGAAGGCGAUGCAGAGCCACCGCAAGAUUGCGUUCUCGCGGCUACUCAACCGCCACCGAUUCGAGAACGAUGAGCUGGAGUCCCUCUAUCAGAGGUAUAUCUUCAAGCUGCAACACUCAUCGGUGGCCAGUGUGGUAGCAAUGUUUGUCCUGCUCACUGCUGUGUUGGCCAACCUGAGUCUGGCAUAUGCGCAGGCUGCCACACCACAGAACAUCUACCAUCUCGCCCACUGUCUUCUCUUCGCCCUUCUACUUGUCUUCCUCAACACCAAACUGAUGCAGGAUGCGUACCUGCUGUGGGUCUGCUACGUGAUCCUGUUCUUCUGCGCAACAUUCUGCGCAGUGAGUUUACCUGUAGUGGAGACACGGCGUGGAGCUGCCGUGGCAGACGGCGCAUGGCAGGUGCUCUUUGUGGUCUUCCUGGCGUAUGCGAUGAUGCCACUCAAGACCUGGGUUGCUGCACUGUUUGGGCUGUCAUUACCGGUCGCGCACACCGCCGUCGCCACCACGUUUGCGACAGAGUUCCCCCAGCUGUUAUGGCAGCAGGUAACAGCCAACGUGAUCGUGUUUGUAUGUGUGAACGUGGUCGGCGUGCUGCUACACACACUGAUGGAACACGCUCAACGCCGUGCAUUUCUCGACACCCGAAACUGUAUUGCGGCACGGCUAGAAAUGGAAGACGAGAACGAGAAACUGGAGAGGCUGCUGCUGUCAGUGCUGCCGCAGCACGUGGCCAUGGAGAUGAAGGCAGACAUCAUGUCCCCGGUAGAGGGACAAUUCCACAAGAUCUACAUCCAGCGACACGAGAACGUCAGUAUCCUGUUUGCUGAUAUCGUAGGCUUCACUGUGUUGGCAUCGCAGUGUACAGCCCAGGAACUAGUGAGACUACUCAAUGAACUUUUCGGCCGUUUCGACCAACUUGCAAAUGAUAACCAUUGUCUGAGGAUCAAGAUCCUGGGAGACUGCUACUACUGUGUGUCAGGGCUGCCUGAGCCGAGAUCUGACCAUGCCCACUGCGCUGUCGAGAUGGGACUGGACAUGAUCGAUGCCAUUGCGUCUGUGGUGGAAGCGACGGAUGUCCACCUCAACAUGCGUGUGGGGAUACACAGCGGCCGGGUGUUGUGUGGCGUGUUGGGCCUGCGUAAGUGGCAGUACGAUGUUUGGUCCAACGAUGUCACCUUGGCCAACAACAUGGAGGCCGGGGGAGAGCCGGGGCGAGUGCACAUCACGCAAGCCACGCUGGACUACCUGGGUGGAGAGUACGAGGUGGAGCCGGGCCAUGGCGCGACGCGCAACCAGUACCUGCGUGACAACAACGUCACAACAUACUUCAUUGUGCCUCCCGCGCGUCGGAGAAAGCCGUUGUUGUUCAACACCCUGCAGGUGCGGUCGGCGCUGGGUGCUGCGCAACGGCGCAAGCUGAGCUUCAAGAACGUGUCCAGCGUGGUGGUACAACUGCUGCACUCCAUCAAGUACUCUGUGGAGGUGCCGUUCUCCAACAUGGCAGCCGGGGCUGAUCUCAAGGCCAACACUGCUAGGAAGGACGCGGUUUUAGAUCUGCAGAGGGCUCUACAUGCAGAUCCAACUAGCGCAGGCCGUGCCGACACUCUCAGUCUGCGAGACAUCACGGCUAAGAACAAAGUGACGGACAAGUUCAAGCGGCCGUUCAAGAAGCGCCACUCGAGUGUCUACCACCAACCCUCCAACCGAGUCAACAAGUACCUGAGUCAGGCUAUCGAGGCGCGCAGCGUAGACCGGGAAAAGAGCAACCACGUCAACCUCAUCACUCUCUGCUUCAAGGACAAGGAGAAGGAGAAUCAGUACCACACGGACGUGGAUGUGGGCUUCAGCAGUUCCCUGGCCUGCAGUCUGGUUCUGUUGUUCCUGAUGGGGGGGCUCCAGGCUGUGAUUCUGCCCCGGACCAUCAUCCUACUCCUGCUCUUCCUCACUGCAUUCAUCUGGAUAUCUGUGGUGCUGAUGUUGCUGUUGGCAGUUAGGCUGAGGUGGAUACUCUGUGAUAUUUCACACAGCUUCUCCCUGCGCCUGGCUAUCACUGUGUUCACCAUAGUGCUGGUAUACACAGUUGCGCAGGUCAACGUGUUCACAUGUCGCACCGAGACGCCGUGCCAUCCUGCCAACAUCACCUCCGCCACUGGGGACCACCGGGCCUGCCCGCUGCCUCACUACAUUGUCAUCUCCUGCUCACUGGGUUACAUGGCAGUAGCAGUGUUUCUCAGGCUGCCCAUCCUAAUCAAGUGUGCUCUCCUGGCUCUCAUGGCCACGGUAUACAUCCUGCUGAUAGAGCUGUCCCACAUUAACAUCUUCCACUGCUACGACACCAGAGUACAGAGUGUGGUACCGUCGCAUCUGCUCAGUGUGGUCUAUGUGCUCAUGUUGCUGCUGGCAGUCAUCAUCCAUGGGCGUCAGGUUGAGUGGACGGCCAGGCUCGACUUCUUAUGGCAAAUUCAGGCCACGGAGGAGAAGAGGGAGAUGGACGCUCUGCAACACAGCAACAAGAGGAUACUGUUCAACCUGCUGCCGGCCCACGUGGCAACCCACUUCCUCGACAACCAGUUCCGCAGCAACAUGAACACGCUGUCACAGGAGCUGUACCACCAGUCGUACAGUCGUGUGGGGGUGGUGUUCGCUUCCAUUACCAACUACCACGAGUUCUACAUGGAGUUGGACGGCAACAACCAGGGUGUCGAGUGUCUCAGGCUGCUCAACGAGAUCAUCGCUGACUUCGACGAGCUGCUGGGAGAGGAGAGGUUCCGAGCCAUAGACAAGAUCAAGACUGUGGGCUCGACGUACAUGGCGGCCGUGGGGCUGAUGCCAGAGUACAGGAUACUGGACGAAGGCGGCUCAGCGGCACUGCAUCUCUCUGCUCUCGUGGAGUUCGUGUUCGCCAUGAGGGACAAGCUGGUCUGCAUCAACGACAACAGCUACAACAACUUCAUGUUGCGAGUGGGUAUCAACAUCGGCCCGGUGGUGGCGGGAGUUAUCGGUGCCCGCAAGCCUCAGUAUGACAUCUGGGGCAACACCGUCAACGUUGCCAGCCGCAUGGACUCCACCGGCCUCCCCAACCACACUCAGGUGACGGAAGAGGUGUACCAAGUACUGAACAACCACCCGUACGAGUUCCAAUGUCGGGGUAAGGUGAAGGUGAAGGGGAAGGGGGAGAUGACCACGUAUUUCCUGACGGACAGAAAACAACCUGGAACUAUCCGGGUGGAAGAUCUGACAAGUCUCCGUGGAGGUGCUGCUAUAGGCAACAUGUACGGAGGUGUGGCGACACCCCUGGCCUUCCUACACCAGCAGUUGCAGCAGUCUGGGGAGAGGCUGAAGGGACGCCCUCGCCUGGCUCCGCUGAGAGAGAGUCACCGAGGCCCUGAGACGGAGCCUCUGCUGCCGCCACAUCGACCGCCCCUGCCUCCACACAAGGGCAUCGCUCAAGUCUUCCCUCCCCUUCACUCGGACACGACCAGGUACGCGCCACCUUGGCCUAGAGGAGGAGGGGUGGGGGGCAACUCUACAGUAAGUAACAGUGAAGCAGCUCCUCGCAACCACAACAACAACAGCAACAGUAACAGCGUGCCGCAGCGGAGACAACCCCCGGAGCCGUACCUGAAACCUCUGCCCAAACCCCCGCCUCGGGCCUCCCCUGGCCACCGCCCACGUCAGCCUUGGCUGCAACGUCACUACUCGGACGAGAGCCUGCAGGGCUCAGGACUACACUGGUCGGGCAACCCUAGGGUUCACUCCUCGGCUGACGAGAUCAGCUCGCUCAAUCACUCUCCCAGCAUCAGCUCCAGCGACGAAAGUUACAGCCGCACGACAGAUGCCUCCCCUUCCCCUUCACCUCCACCACCACCCCAGGCCAACCUCCAACAGUGGCUGUUCCCUUCGGACAUCCAAGUCAACCCGUGUUCCUCACCUGAGAACUCUCCUCGGGCUUCCCUCGACUACAUCCCUCCCCAGUGUUACCUGUCCAACAACAACCCGCCGGAAGUUACCAAAACCCCACUUCAGGACACAACCCCGAGUUUACCGUCUUCACGGAGUUUCUCACCGGGCAAGAAUGGAAAUAAUAAUGGCAGUCGAGGUAGCGGGAGAAGUUCAAAGUUGCGGGAAUCUCCAAGGAAUGUACACAGAAGUAACUCGAGCUCGACUAGCUCUCGUAGGACAAAUAAUUCAGAUAAGAUCCCGCCCUCGACGCUGCUGGCUCUGGCGGCCUGUGGGGACAAUACUCUGGAUUCUCACGGUGUGACGGUGGAUUCUUACCGCGGUGACACUUGUGGCAGUUUCGAGUACCAACGUGCCAAACACCGGAACAAACGGGCUCCCGGCGGUAGUUUAGAGAAGCACACGGAGAAAAGUGCCAAGGACAAUGGGGAGACGACGUCGUCGAACAGUGCCAAGUCCUCGAUGAAAAAGGACGGCUCGAGUCAGACAGAUUUGAAGAUGCCAGUUGUGUCGGAGAAGUCGACGUCGACUCCGGGUUCGGACAAUCCUGUGGUGGACUUUGAGAAGCAGAUCAGGAAACUGCUGGACGAGCAGAGCGUGUUGCGGACUGAUGAGCCGGCGAGGUACGUACCACAGCCGGAACCUCAGCCUGUACCACAGCCAAGGUUUGUACCGCAGCUCAUCUCCCCCAAUAUGGCCUGCAUCACGGAGCUGGCCCAGCAGCAGGAGAGGAGCCUAGGUCUCGGUCCUCAAUCACCAAUCAGCGUCAGGAAGGAGAGAGAGCAGACUGAGAGUGAGGAGGAUGAGGAGAGUCGAGAGAACCAGAGGUUCGAGGAGGAAGAGAAAAGGAUAGCGGAGGAGGUGGAAAGACAGGAGGCAGCGGUCAGGAGGAUCCUGGAGGAGUCGAGUGUACACCUGGAGUCGGAGUGGAGCGACGAGGAGGGGGCAGUGAGUGAACCCCUCCUUGCCGACAGAGACAGUACCGGCUACACCACCGAUGAUCCGGCACUGGAGAACAUCUCCAUGAUACACGAGGCUGGUCUAACUGAUGCUGAAGGAGCUCUGAGUGAUGUGAACUCUGCGCUGUCAGGAGGUUGUCACGACGACGGAGACAAUACAUCGCUUUCGUCUCGCGCCUCGUCGCGCGUGUUCGACUCAGACGCAAUGCUCAGCGUGGACUCACUCAGUGCGCUGUUCGACUGUGAAUAUGACAACUACAGCGAAGACCUGCGGUACUACGCGGCGCACACCACGCCUGACAUCACCAGCUUGGCGAACAUCCGGUCGGUCAGCGAGAGCAUCACACGCAACUUCGGCCAGCCACGCAGUGAAACGGACAGUGACAUUUAGUGUUAGUGAAUGUUCUUGUGAAUUCACCCAGCUCUGGCUUCCCAGCUCAUAUCCAGUAUAAAUCUUGUAGACAUCGCUGAGUGCGUUCAUUAAAGUGCCAACUGUAGCAUGAAAAAUAUUGAGGAGUGUGUUAAUUUUUAAAAAACACUUAAGUUUAUUCAAUAUCUCUGUCACACAAAGUUUACAGACUUUCAUAAUCCUUUUUUGAUGCCAAUUUCCAAUUUUUUAAGUUCAAUUCCUUUUGGUGGAUUAAGUUUAAUUGGCGAUUUUUAAACAAACUUUCAACACUUAAUAGUGUUUUCUUAUUACAUUUAAUGAUCUCUGUAGCUUUACUUCAAAUCCUAUAACAGGUUGUAACAAAAUUCUUUUUCUCUACAGAUUUGAAAUUACUUGUCUCUACAUAUAGGCACAACUGUGACUUGAAAACUAGAACAGCAGAUCUUAAUAAUGAGCAUACAUCAUAAAGCAUUAAUAUUAGUAGGGAUUAACACUAUUAAGGAUUAAAACACAACUCACUCAUAUAUACAAAGGUGAAUUUAACGUGUUCACUGUAGCGAAAGUGCCAACAUCAUAAAAUAUGUAUACAUAAGUUUUAUUGGAUUGAUAUUAUUGGUCUAAGAAAUCAUCGUUUCACAUUAAAGUACGUAUUUAUACGUGUUGGGCAAUUAGACAAUCCUAAGCGAACGUUUUAAAAGUCAAAUUUAACCUGGUAUAUCUGUUAGAAAGAUAUCACAUUGAUUAAUUAAAAAUUUAUUUGUUAGCGUAAUCAAUUCUGUGUUGAGUGAAUAUUCCAGUGGAUGAUUAUGUGAUUUUACGGAUAUCAGCUGAGAAGCGAGAGUUUAGAUUUUCAAGUGGUGCAGUUUUGACCUUGAACAUUCGGGGCAAACUUGUAAAUUUUCUAUAAGCUUAGUAUUUAUUUAAUUAGAUUUGAUUAACAAAUUAUGUAUCAUUCAGGCAGUACUUUCUCAUUGAAUGAAGUCAGUGAACUCCUCAUUAGUUAAGUUUUUAUACGAAUUUCUAAGAAUACAUAACUGUAUACUUGGUGUAACUUAAUGAAAUUAAGUUACAUAAUAGAAUAAAUAACGAUAUUAAUUUUUUGAGAGAUUGAAGUGAAAAUAAACUAUAUAUCUCGACAAAAAGAGCCUGUUGCAGUUCUUAAAAAUGAACUAUUUUUAUUAUCAGUAAGUAAAGCUGUGAAAUUUCCCAGAACGUGGUCAGAAGAAUCCAAAUACUGUUAUCUCAGGGGCAAGGUUUAAAUUCUCUUUGUAUUAGAAAUAUUAAUAACCGCAUUCUAUUAACUCCAAUCACAUUUCAAUUAGGGGCAUACAUAAGUGAGUUUUUCGAAAGUUGGGAUGUGAAAACAAGACAUUACUUCCUCCAAAGUUCAAAAAUAAAUAUGGGAAGGAUUUUCUCUCGCCUUUUAAUUUUUUAGCUACGUGAAUUUUAAGUAAGUGAAAAUUAUAAAUCUGUACUUCCUGCAAAAUUGUAAUUAAAAUACCACUUUGAGUUACUAAUAAUGGUUUCUUUUAACUAUUAUUACUCAAAUUUUGGAUUCUUCCCAGGCCAUGUUGUUGAAAAAGUCUGCUCCUGUAACAAUCGUCCGAGGAGUGUCUGAUAUCUAAUUUAAAAUGGAUCAGAAACUACUGUCUGAAAAAACAGUAUUUAUUUAACUUUUACGGGUGUCCAUUUGUGUAAUUGAUUAUGUAAUUAGAACUAAGGAGACUUUGAGAAAAUUUACUAUCUUAAGAAUCAGCUUUGACUAUUUAUAUAAAAAUGCAAUUUUAACGAGUGAUUUACAGCUUCAAGUAAGAUCGGUACCUGUUAGGAAUAUUGUCAAAUCCAAUUUUUUAAUAUAGAAAAAAAUGUUGUCAGUGAAAGUAAAAAGGAGUCGGUCGCAAAUGUAAUAGAAAUAUUUCAGGGUGCUUAUUACUGCGAUUAAUGUAUGUAUUUAGGCCAUUCUCUUAGUUAUUGAAUGUUGCGUUUGCUCAGUCACGGAAAGGAGAAAAUUGUAAACUGUUCCAGCUCAUUCAUUGUUCUUGUUUCAUUUUAAUCAUAUGAAACGUUUCAUGUAAUUAUUUGUUCAUUAUUUCAUUAUGUAUGUGUUUUUCAUCAGUGUGAGUAAAAUAUCUUAUUGUAGGUCUAAAAAAUGUGCUGUUUCUAUAUGUUAUUUAUUAUUUUUAUAAUUUAACAAUGGUAAAUAUUUAUAACAAUAUCCUGUCAUCCUCGUUUACUAAACCAUUAUGUACCCAAACAAUUAUUUUCUCUAUGAUGAUUAAAAAACUUAUACUCACAUUGUAGUGACAAUGGACAGAACAGAUAA